AUGGCGCUGGACCUGCGGCGCCUGGAGGCGCUGAGCCUACAGGAGCUCAGCGCGCUGCUGGACGACGAGGACCAGCUCCAGGAUAUGGCCCGCGAGAUGGAAGAGGCUCAAAAUGUUCAGCACAGCAAGGACAUGACUCUUGCCAGCAACCGCAGUCUGGCAGAAGGAAAUCUCCUGUACCAGCCAAAGUUGGAGUCUCUGAAAUCAAAUUUGACUGAGAAAUAUCAGGAGCUGCAAGUUCUUUUUGAAGCAUAUCAGAUAAAGAAAACAAAACUAGACAGACAAUCCAGUAAUGCUUCCCUGGAGACCCUGCUGGCACUGCUGCAGGCUGAGGGGGCGAAGAUUGAGGAAGACACAGAGAAUAUGGCAGAAAAGUUCCUUGAUGGUGAAAUACCACUGGAUUCCUUCAUCGACGAGUACCAGAGCAAGCGGAAACUGGCUCACCUGCGGCGGGUGAAGAUCGAGAAGCUGCAGGAAAUGGUGCUGAAGGGACAGAGACUCGCUCAGGCUCCGCCGCCGGCGCAGCCGAGGCCGCCCGAGCCCACGCCCGCCCCUGCAGAUCCCUACAAGGCGGAUGCAAACCCUCCUCCCUCGGUGGUGCCCCGGCGGAUCCCGCCUCCCCCGCCUCCCUCAGGCCCAGCAGGACGAUUCCCCACUCCCUUCACUGCAGCCAUGAGCUCAGGACCAGCUCUUUCUUACCCAGGUGCUCCCUACCCUCCUCUCCCACCUCGGCCGGGAGGAGCUCAGCCCACGAGUCAGAUGCCACAGCCGGGAUACCCAGCCCAGUGUGUGCCACCCUACCCUCCACCUCUUCCCCAGAGACCACCUCGCCUUCCACCACAUCCUGGCUUUAUCCUCCAGUAAAUGUUUGGGUUGGCCUGACUUACUUAUUGGUGCUUAUAUUUCCUUUUCCCCCAUCAGAGACUUGCUGUAGGCAAUGGGAAGCCUCUGUUCUUUGCACAAUGGAGCACAAAGGCCGAGCUGUGGCACAGAGGUUUGCAAUUGCUUUGCUAAAUGUGGUGAUGUUUGUUUGCAAAGGUCAGUGAUGACAAGGUUUUCCUAGGAAGGUGAUAAAGUCUAAAUUCUGUAAAUCCAUCAGGUUGGGAAGGCACUGGCAGUGGAUUUGUUACAAACCAAGUCAUGCUUUGAAUUCCUUAGUGAUGGCAAAUCGGCAUCCUCCUGUGUUCUGAUGUAUUCCCAUGGCAGCUGGGUGUGUGUGUGACAAGCUGGGAGCUGGUUGUCUCUCUGAGGAAUUCUGUGUCCGUGACACUGUUGGGAUGGUAACAACCAUA
Cinclus cinclus is the source of this 1292-nucleotide messenger RNA. RefSeq names its product VPS37B subunit of ESCRT-I (gene VPS37B). Gene Ontology annotation, biological process: ubiquitin-dependent protein catabolic process via the multivesicular body sorting pathway; protein targeting to vacuole; protein targeting to membrane. Bases 1 to 864 code for a protein of 287 amino acids. NCBI's taxonomy places the organism in Eukaryota, Metazoa, Chordata, Aves, Passeriformes, Cinclidae. Gene Ontology annotation, cellular component: ESCRT I complex. The transcript is spliced from 4 exons. The record is from RefSeq and is a predicted model, not a curated record.